UUUAGGGUUAUCAAAACUCGAAGAAUGAUCUAUCGAUUGUGCUUAAGUUUAGUAGUAAAUAUUUAUUUCUGCCUAACUUUGGAAACAUACCGUGUUUUAUAAGGAUGUCAUGUCAUUGACAUGGGGACCGGAGUGGUAUAAGCUGGCAAAUCAUUAAACUUAAAACGUUGAAGUUUAACAAGCGAAUUUCCACGCGGGGCGCGCGCGUGGUCUCGCGGAGACGCCAUAGAUACCCGGCCGUUGCUCUUAAUGAUGACGAGUCCGUUCUCCCAAGUAACUAGCAAUACCAUAAUAAAACAAAAAUAAAGACCAAUUUAUUAAUAAAUACGAUCCUAAGGUUAUGGUAAGGACAUUUACAGUCAAGGACCAGCACCGCAGAUUCUGAUAAGUCAUGGAUCAGUUUUUCGUCGGGAAAAUGGCCUCCAACUCUCAGUCUACACCCAAGCCGACUGAUCACUCCGCAAUCCCGGAAUCUGAGGAACAACUAGAACCUGACCUUGGAAGAUCUUCAUUUUUAAGUCUGGAUGAAAGUCACGACCAGAAAACAAGUGACGAGUCAGGCAUCAGCAUCCCUGGCGGAGAUGCCGACUGUGAAUUCCAGAGUGAGGACUCCGUCUAUUUCUCUACUCUCAGUUCGAGGAUAGAUGAGAUGGGGAAAAAAACUCAGGACCUAAUAGAGAAGAUUAAUGAGAGCCGUGCAGUAGACCAAGAAAUUAUGAACAGCUUCCAGGAGAAGUUAAUGGAUAAGGUCAGUGAGGUGUGUCAGCAGGUGCAAGGGCAGAUGUUCAGCACCUAUGAGGAGAACAGCCGUUUGAUGGAGGACAGGCUGAGAGAGCUGUCAGAGGUACUGGACCAAAGCAGCCGGCUCAGUGCUGAACUGCAGAGUGCCAGUCUGACCCUGGUCGCCAUCAGCAAAGGCCUGCAGAGACCCCCUGAGCAGUAAACACUUUUCAACCCAGAAGUUACUGCAAAAUAUAGCCACUAUUAAUAUAGAGGGUAAUUCAACUGUACACUAGUACUAGAUGCUGUUCAUCUUAGUUUCUGUUUAGAACUGCCAGUCUGUGUUUAAUACAGUGCAAUUAAAAAUAAGAGCUUUGUUACA
Molecule: messenger RNA, 1102 nt
Organism: Paramormyrops kingsleyae
Lineage: Eukaryota; Metazoa; Chordata; Actinopteri; Osteoglossiformes; Mormyridae
Gene: syce2
Product: synaptonemal complex central element protein 2
Biological process (GO): synaptonemal complex assembly
Cellular component (GO): central element
Source: RefSeq, a predicted model, not a curated record